AGAUAAAUUCAUCAUCAGAUUUUGUUAGUCGGUCGUUGUGGUUGGUCGUGUUUUUGCUUUUCUUUCUCUGCGGGAACUGUCAAAAAAAAGGGAAUUUUUUUUUUUGUAGGAAAUCUUUUCUUUGUAUCUUGCAAAAUUGCUAAAGUUUUCCAUAUUUUUAAGCGCUAUAAACUUAUCACAAGAAAAACGUUUAGAUAGAAUAACAUGCGAUCGGAAUAGAAUAUUAUAAGCUCUAUAAGAAAAUAUAUAUAACUCCCAUGUGUCAACAAAAGAAAAAUUGAAAAAAAUAAAAAUUCAAGAGGGCGCUGUGUGUACAUUUAAAGAAAAAAGUGAAAAUUUCCUCAUAUAUUUCCAUUAUCUUCCUCUCAAAUUUGUAUCUUUGUGUUAUACAUCCCCGAAAAAGGUAUCACAAACAAAAAAAAAAACAGUGAAUGACCAGGAAAGACAAAAAAAAAAAAAAUAAAUAAACAAAGCGAAAAAGGUUUUUGUAGAAAGAAAUUAUAUUUUUCUGGAUUUUAUUUCAUUUUUAUUCCAUCGAACUUUGUUCAAGUGCAAAAUUGUUUUCAUUGUGGUGAAUUUGAAAAUAUGAAUUUUGGUGAAUAGGGAAGAAAAAAUUGAAUAAACAAAAACAAAUUACAUAAAAAACGCACGCCUUUUCUUCUGUUUUGAGGUGUUGUUGUUGUUCGGGACAGUUUUUUUUUUGUAUUGUUGUUGUCAGCAGUAAAAGUCGACGGACGGGAUAUUAGAUUGUUUUGUUGUUUGAGAAGAAAAAAAAAUCACCAGUGUGGUGAAUAUAAAAAAAAAAAAACAAAAAUACAAAAAUGCCUGAAACGGAUUAUGAUUUUGUAUCCAAGGAAUGGCUACAAACCGAGCUGCGCUCGGAUGUUAAAGAUUUGAUCCUAUUGGACUGUCGCAGCUCAAAUGAGUUCAGUGAAUCACAUAUUCGAUCUGCGGUAAAUUUUUCAAUACCUAGCAUAAUGAUGCGUCGUUUGGCAGCCGGAAAAAUUGAUUUGUUAUCAACAAUUAAAUCACCGGAUUUGAAGGAACGCAUUCAAAAUGGAUACAAAGUCAGUUUAUUCAUUUUGUAUAAUGACAGUAAUUUGUUGAGUGGUGGUGGGAAUGCUGUUGGUGGUGGUAUGGUAUCAUCAUCAUCACCUGAAAGCGGGGGCGGCAAUGGAGGAAGUAGUAGCAAUGGCAGUGGCAGUGGUGGAGUUGCAAUGGACAUUGGUGGUGCUGCUGCAUCAGUGGCAGCAACAGCAAGCAAUGGUAGUGAUGCGACAAUCAACGUGUUGCAUCGCCGAUUAAAACAAGAUGGAUGUCGUGUGGUUACAUUGCAAGAUGGUUUUUCAAAUUUCCGGGAUGCAUUUCCGGAAUGGUGUGAGGAUGAUAGCAAUCAACAGGAAAUGGAAUCUAGUCGUGGUACACAAGCUGAUCAACUAAUGGGUUUGAGAUCAUUGAGGAUAUCAACACCUCAUUCAGAUUCAGCUUGUAGUAGUUCAGCUGAAUCGUCAGAUUGUGAAAGUACAACACAUCAUAAUUUUAACGAAGCUCCUGUCGAAAUAGUGCCGGGACUUUUUUUGGGCAAUGCAUCACAUAGUGGUGAUUCAAGGGCAUUACAAAAAUAUAAUAUUAAAUAUGUUUUGAAUGUAACACCUGAUCUUCCAAAUGUAUUUGAGGCUUCCGGAGGUAUACAGUAUUUACAAAUUCCAAUAACGGAUCAUUAUUCACAAGAUUUGGCUAUGCAUUUUCCAGCAGCUAUACAAUUUAUUGAAGAAGCCCGCUCUAAAAAUGCCGCCGUGCUGGUUCACUGCCUGGCUGGUGUUUCACGCUCUGUCACCGUAACACUCGCCUAUUUAAUGCAUACGCGUGCCCUCUGCCUAAAUGAAGCCUUUACUUUAGUACGCGAUCGCAAACCUGAUGUUUCACCAAAUUUCCAUUUCAUGGAACAACUUCACUCAUUCGAACGUCAACUUCGUCUCAGUCCCAACGAAACAAUUCUAAUGGAUGCCUCAAGCAGUUGUGUCAGUGACCGCUAUCAUGCAUCACGCGGUGGUAAUAAAUUUACAUGCAAUUGUAUUGCGAGCGAUUGCAAAUGCAUGCAAACAAGUGGUUUCAUUGCGAAUGUCAAAGCAACCGGAGUCUCACCAGACUCUGGUAUUGAAUUCGACCGAUGGACACCGUCCUCCGAUACAGGACUAAAAUGAGAUCAACUUGUAGGAAAGAGUUUUGUUCUGCCACCUACUGCUGGUAGUGAAGAACCGGUGGCACAAGCUGCCGAUAAUAUGUCGCCCGCGUCAACGACAUCAUCGUCGACAACAACCACCGCCGAGGCGGUGUCAGUUGUUGAAAAUGUUGCCACUGGAUCGCCACCCAUACGAUCACCAGCAGCAGUGACAGCAGCUACAUCUAUGCGUCAUGCCGCAAAUUCAUUAUCAUCAUCAUCAAUUGUUGUAACACCGAAUAAUUCGUCAAUGUCAAAUGUUGAUGAAGAAGCAGAAGAAGAAGCACCUGAAUUGGAUGAAGAUGGCGGCGAGCAGAAGGAGCAGUAAACAAAACUUUUUCCUACUCGAUUGGUUGUUGUUGGCUUGGCUAAUAAUAGAACAAAAAAUUACAAAACACAUAUAUAAACAAAAAAUCAUACAUAAUUCAAAAAAGAAAAUAUUUAAAAGCUGUUUACACAUGAAACAAAAAAUCAUAUAUUUUUUAAUGUUUAAAUUUGUGAGUGAGUAAAAAAGAAGAAAAAAACAAAAUAAAAACAAAUUUCAUAUAUAUACAACAUAAAUAUAUAUAUAUUAUUAUAUACACGCCACAAAUGCUAAUAUUGUUAAAAAUAUUUAAAAUUAAACAAAAAAAAAACUAUAUUUAAAAAAUAUAAACAAGUAAUAUUACUUUAUAUAUAACAAAUUAAAUUGUUAACUCUCACGUCAGUAAG
Messenger RNA from Episyrphus balteatus (marmalade hoverfly), 2932 nucleotides. RefSeq names its product dual specificity protein phosphatase Mpk3 (gene Mkp3). Gene Ontology annotation, biological process: negative regulation of MAPK cascade; protein dephosphorylation. NCBI's taxonomy places the organism in Eukaryota, Metazoa, Arthropoda, Insecta, Diptera, Syrphidae. The coding region runs from base 822 to 2204 and encodes 460 amino acids. Gene Ontology annotation, molecular function: protein tyrosine/threonine phosphatase activity; MAP kinase tyrosine/serine/threonine phosphatase activity. The record is from RefSeq and is a predicted model, not a curated record. Gene Ontology annotation, cellular component: cytoplasm; cytosol. The transcript has 5 exons.